CAAUAAUUUUAAAUCUAUUUUACCUCAAGUUUAAAUUUAUUUUAAUUGGUUUAUAUUAAUUUAUAGAAUUAUAUAUUAAACUGUGUAGAUAUAGAGAUAGGUAGUGAUUUUGGUGAAAAUUUAUAGUUUGACUGUUAGAAGGUUAAUAAUUUGGACAAAUCAGUAUAAAACAAUAUUAUCAAGGGUAUUUGUAGCCCAUGUUAACUGUAAGUCUUUAUUUUAUAUGAUAAUUAAUACAUUGCCACCCCAUCAGUCGAAUAUUUUUUAUUAUUAUAAUUGUUAAAAUAAUUAAAUUAUUGGAUUUGCUUUGUUGUUGUCGGGAUUAUAAAAUUUAAUCAACUGGCUAAAUACUUGGAAAAUUGUAAAAAUGGGAAUGGACGACUUAUCUCGUAUUUACAUCGGGAACUUGCCCGAGGAUUGCUCGCAGCGUGAGCUUGAGGAGGAAUUUGAGAAAUUUGGACGCAUCAUAUACUGUGAAUUAAAGAAGUCUUACUCUGGGUCUCCGUUUGCCUUUAUUGAGUUCAGUGAUUCGAGGGACGCCAGAGAUGCUAUUAGGGACAAAGACGGUUACGAGUUUCACGGCAAGAAGCUUCGAGUUGAGCUUCCUUUCCGCUACAAAGAUGAACCUAGAAGGCCUUCAGGCAGACGUUAUCGCACAACUAGACGUGGUAAAUAUGUUCUCGAGGUGACUGGAUUACCGCCAAGUGGGAGCUGGCAGGAUUUAAAGGAUCAUAUGCGUGACGCUGGAGAGUGUGGUCACGCUGACGUGUUUAGAGGAGGUGUUGGUGAAAUCACUUUCUUUUCCAGGAGCGAUAUGGAUUAUGCUAUUGAAAGGUUCGAUGGUUCCACGUUUAGAUCCCAUGAAGGGGAGAAGAGUAGAAUAAGUGUGAGGGAGAAGAGUAGGAGGAGGAGAACGAGAUCAUAUAGUCGUGAUAGAGGGAGAUCAUAUAGCAGGAAUAAUCGUAGAUCAAGGUCAUAUAGUCGCAGUAGGACCAGAAGUAGGAGUAGAACCAGGGACAGGAGUAGGGAUAGAAGUAGAAGUCGUGAUAGGAAUAGAGAUCGUACAUCAUCAAGAUCGUAUUCCAGAGAUAAAUCCGACUCUAGGUCUAGAGAUAAAACUGUCUCUAGAUCCAGAUCAUAA
Messenger RNA from Theileria parva strain Muguga, 1141 nucleotides. It is a transcript of the gene SRSF1, whose product is annotated as RNA recognition motif family protein. The coding region runs from base 368 to 1141 and encodes 257 amino acids. Gene Ontology annotation, cellular component: nucleus; ribonucleoprotein complex; cytoplasm. Lineage: Eukaryota; Apicomplexa; Aconoidasida; Piroplasmida; Theileriidae. Gene Ontology annotation, molecular function: mRNA binding. The transcript is spliced from 3 exons. The record is from RefSeq and is a predicted model, not a curated record.